Molecule: messenger RNA, 1673 nt
Organism: Salvelinus sp. IW2-2015
Lineage: Eukaryota; Metazoa; Chordata; Actinopteri; Salmoniformes; Salmonidae
Gene: scrn2
Product: secernin 2
Biological process (GO): proteolysis
Molecular function (GO): dipeptidase activity; cysteine-type exopeptidase activity
Source: RefSeq, a predicted model, not a curated record
CGAUCACGUGGUACAGUAGCUCAACUACAAUCUGCCUUCUCGUAGCUACCACGUCUGGUUUUGCGAUUAAAAAGGAUGGCAGAGCCUGAGCCACCCCUCUCGUGUGACUGCUUUGUGUCCUUGCCCCCUGGCUCACAAGAUGAUCACGUGAUCUUUGGGAAGAACUCAGACCGUCCUAGAGAUGAGGUCCAGGAGGUUCUUUACUACCCRGCAACCAGUCACCCAUCUGGGACCAUGCUGGAGUGCACGUACAUUCAGAUCCCCCAAGCAGAACACACCCAUGCUGUGGUCCUCAGCCGGCCUUCCUGGCUGUGGGGGGCCGAGAUGGGGGCCAACGACAAGGGGGUCUGCAUCGGGAACGAGGCUGUGUGGACCCGCGAAGCUAUCGAUCCAGGGGAAGCCCUGCUAGGAAUGGACCUGGUCCGCUUGGGGCUUGAGCGUGCGGACAGUGCCUGGGGGGCGGUGAGUGUGAUCACUGGUCUGCUGGAGCAGCACGGCCAGGGGGGGCCAUGCAGGGAGGACCCGGCGCCCUUCAGCUACCACAACUCCUUCCUCCUGGUGGACCGCAACGAGGCCUGGGUCCUGGAGAACCGCGGCACCUGGGUGGCACAGAAAGUCACAGAGGGGGUGAAGAACAUCUCCAAUGCGCUGACCAUCGGGACGGAUAUCUCGGCGGAGCACCCAGAGCUGCGGAGUGUGGCCCAGGCCCAGGGUUGGUGGAGCGGCGAGGGAGAGUUCUGCUUCAACGAGGUGUCAAUGUCUGAAAACCCCCCCGCCAGGAUGGAACUGGCCAAGAAGCGCUACAGUGGGGGCACACAGCUCCUCCAACAGCAUGAUGGUUCUGUGACGGCCGAGGUGAUGAUGUCCAUCCUGAGGGACAAGCCCAGUGGGAUCUGCAUGGACUCUGGGGGGUUCCGCACCACUGGCAGCAUGGUGUCCAUCCUGCCCCGCGACCCCAGCCUGCCCUGCAUCCACUUCCUCACUGCCACCCCCGACCCCUCCAGGUCUGUUUUCAAGCCUUUUAUCUUCUCUGAGUCUGUGACCCCAGUGUCGAGGGUGAUCUCCCCACAGUACGGCCCAGACGACCCAGUCAGGAAGCAGCCGCGCUUCCAGAGCCAAGUGGACCGCAGGCACGACCUGUACAAGGCCCAUGAGGGGGCCCUGCAGACUAUGGAGACCAACCCGGACGCAGGGAAUGCUCUGACUGAGACGUUGAGGAUGUUGGAGGGCCAGUGUCUGACGGACAUAUCAGCCCUGCUCAGUGGAGAAUCACCAGCAGAAGAGGAACUGGGGGACCUGUUCUUUGACUGUGUGGACACGGAGCUGAAGUUCUACCAGUGAGGAGCGCCCUCAUGUGGAGAUCGAUAGUGCUUGCAGUUCGGCAGGAGAUGGCCCUGGGACUGUUACGUCCUGUGCUCCUGUUAGAUUGGUUCCCUCCCGUCUCAUGCAUACGAACCCCCUUGAUGCCAUUCCAUCCAUCAUUGACACAGAAUAUAAAUGUCUUAACGUUCCAUGGGAUUGGAGCAUCAUUAUCAUUUGUAUCACUUUCGGGAGCAAUGCUCGCCCCACAUUAGUGAGUAUGUGAUAGACCACUACAGGAGUGUACAGUACCAGUCAAAAGUUUGGACACACCUACUCAUUCAAGUGUUUUUCUUAUUUUACUAUUUUCUACA